UAAAAGUUUGGCCACCUUGUAUGUCAGUUCGCACCAUGUAUAAAUUUUCACGUGGUAGUUCUCUCAUGGUACAUAAUUUCUUCAAAAUACUUUAUAAUAUUGUAUAAUAAUUAAUAUUUAACAAUGAAUUUCAAAAAUGAUUUUGAUGUUUUCGUGGGUGGUAAAUCAGGAUUUUUUAAAGGAAUCAAAAUUGGACAAAAAGAAUGUGUACAAAAGAAUUUAAAGAGUUUUAUAUCGAUUGGGUAUAAUGAUGAGAUUACCACAGCAAGUUGGGGUGAUGACGAAGAACGAGAAAUACUCAUAGCUUAUGGUACAAAGGAAACAAGAAGCGUCAGCAUUUAUGAUACUGAAGAUAUGUCAUUUACAAAUACAUUUGUUUGCGAUAUUGGUCAAGGAAGUAUAAAUGGCAUAUCACGUUAUGAUGGGGCAAUUUUGACUGCAGUUCAUUCUGGCGAGAUAAAAUUAUGGAAAUUUAAUGAUCAAGACCAAGUUAUAUUAAAUGCUGGUAGUAAUUUAUAUAGAAUGUGUCAUUCUAAUGUAAACAAGAAAAUAAUAGCUACUGGUGGCAAAGAAAAUGGAUUAAAAUUGUUUGAUUUAGAGAAGCAAAAACAAAUUUUUAGUGAAAAGAAUAUACCACAUGAUUUUUUAAAUUUAAGAGUACCAAUUUGGAUUUCAGAUAUAGCUUUUCUUCAAGACUCACAUAAAAUAGUUACUGUUAGCAGAUUCGGAUAUGUACGUUUGUACGAUACUAAUGUACAAAGAAGACCGAUGAUAAAUAUAGAAAUAAAAGAUGAACCCCUGACUGCUGUGACUGUACCUUGUAAGGAAAUGCAAGUUAUGGUAGGUUCAGGUAAAGGUAUGAUGAAACUGAUUGAUUUACGUAAACCUGGAAAAAUAUUACAUACAUAUAAGGGUCUGGUUGGUAGCAUAACUGGAUUAGCUUCUAGUAAAAUGGGACCAUAUGUAGUUAGCACUUCUUUAGAUAGACAUUUAAGAGUUCAUAAUAUUAAUACAAGAGAAAUGAUCAAAAAGGUUUAUCUAACUUCAAAAUUAACGUGUUUAGUAUUGAGAUCAACAUUCUCUAUAGAAACACAGAUUGAUAAUCCUGAAAAAGUUCCAGAUAACAAUAGUAUUAGUAUUAGUAAUAAUAAUGAUAAUGAAGUUAUGUAUAUAGAUAAUAAAUUAAAGGAUACAAAUGAUGAUGCAGAAUAUGAAGAGUUAUUUGAUAAAAUGGAAGUUAUAACAUCGAAACAUAAAAAAACAAAUUUGUGUUAUAAAAGAAAGAAAUGUACUAAAAGUGCUUCUUUGAUUGAUCAUUCUGAAGAAUCAAAAACAUCUAUGAUGCUGGAACCUUCAAAUAUUAUUGUAAAAAGUAAGAAAAUUAAGAAAAGAAAAAAGUUAAUAUCCAAUAAUUAGUCAUAAAUAUAGUAACAAAUAGUGUACAUAUAAAAAUCAAUGAACCUAAAUGCACUUUCAUACAUUAUACAUACAUUUAAUUUUUCUUUAUACCUUCUUACGAGGAUUGGAAAUAUAGAUCAGAAUAAAAUAAACGAUAUAUUAUAUAUAUAUCAUAGUGUAUUCUAUCGCUGAGCACUUUCUGCAUUUAUAAGUUACAUAUGUGAGAGAGCCAAGGAUCAUGCGCUAAUCACUUUGCUCAGGGUACAUAAUAUUAAGAUGCGAUCACGUGAACUAACUACAACACAAGUUUGUGUAUCAUACAAUUCAUUAUUAAUACCUCAAUAAAUUAUAUUUUGGUUUUCGCAAUGCAAGAACUGCCACGUCCAAAAUCUUUAUCUUUCUUCCUUUUUAAGUUUUUUGCCGAAUUCUCUCUAAUUUCUCUUAUAAAUUGUUGCUUCGUUCGUUGAAGUAAAUAACGAAUUAAAAAAUUGUUAUAUAAUAUGCACGCGAAUCAAACUGAUUUUAUUUUAUAGAAGCUGAAGGAAAGCGAACGUGACUGCUUGCAAAUUUGCAGUAUAUAUUUUGUACUAAAGAGAGUAAGAUUAACUACGGCACGUUAAACCUAUGCGGAUGUACAGUUUGUUUCUCAAUGUACAAAAACCGUCUGUUUCAUAGCAUUUGUCAUAAUACUACUAUUGUGACAAUAUCUCAAUGACAUAUCUCAAUUUCCUUUUUUUUUAAUCAUUAAUGGAAUAUUUAAUCUUACACAGAUAAACAUAUACAGGAAUAAUU
Vespa mandarinia (Asian giant hornet) is the source of this 2190-nucleotide messenger RNA. Its product is annotated as WD repeat domain 74 lethal (2) k09848. The record is from RefSeq and is a predicted model, not a curated record. Gene Ontology annotation, cellular component: nucleolus; preribosome, large subunit precursor. Gene Ontology annotation, biological process: ribosomal large subunit biogenesis. Gene Ontology annotation, molecular function: protein binding. NCBI's taxonomy places the organism in Eukaryota, Metazoa, Arthropoda, Insecta, Hymenoptera, Vespidae.